This is a messenger RNA of Hydractinia symbiolongicarpus, 2102 nucleotides long. Its product is annotated as serine/threonine-protein kinase Nek2-like. Gene Ontology annotation, molecular function: protein kinase activity; ATP binding. The transcript is spliced from 8 exons. Gene Ontology annotation, biological process: protein phosphorylation. Bases 63 to 1277 code for a protein of 404 amino acids. The record is from RefSeq and is a predicted model, not a curated record. Lineage: Eukaryota; Metazoa; Cnidaria; Hydrozoa; Anthoathecata; Hydractiniidae.
UUUUAGUUAUAUAACAUAAAAAAUUUAAAAGUACCUUACACUAAUAGUGAUUAUUAGGAGGUAUGCCAAGUAACAAGCUAGAGGACUAUCAAGUCCUCUCGACCAUUGGUACUGGUGCGUAUGGUACAUGUCGGAAGAUUCAAAGAAAGUCAGAUGGCAAGAUUCGUGUUUGGAAAGAAUUAGAUUAUGGCACAAUGAGUGAUGCUGAAAAACAGUUGCUUGUUUCUGAAGUAAAUCUAUUGCGAGAGUUAAAACAUGAAAAUAUUGUUCGUUAUCAUGACCGUAUCAUUGAUAAAGUAUCAACAAAAAUAUACAUCAUAAUGGAAUAUUGUGAGGGUGGCGAUCUUGCCGCUCUCGUAUUAAAACAUAAAAAAGAAAGGAAGUAUAUUGAUGAACCAUUCAUUUGGAAGGUGCUGUACCAAUUAUCAUCUGCCUUAAAAGAAUGUCAUAAUUGUUCAAGGGCGGGCAAUACUGUCCUCCAUCGAGAUUUAAAACCUGCUAACGUGUUUCUAGACGGCAAUAAGAACUGCAAGUUAGGGGACUUUGGUUUGGCCCGAGUUUUACAUCACGAAACUAGCUUUGCUAAAACCUUCGUUGGAACACCUUACUAUAUGUCUCCAGAACUUGUCAACCGAUCUAGUUAUAAUGAAAAAUCAGAUAUUUGGUCACUUGGGUGUUUAAUAUACGAGUUAUGUGCUCUGUUACCACCGUUCUUAGCAGCCAACCAAAAGAUGUUAGCAUUAAAAAUACAGGAUGGUCAUUUUAAACCAAUUCCAUCUCAUUACUCGAAAGAUAUGCAAAGAAUAAUAGAACGGAUGCUGACUGUUGUAGAAUCUAGAAGGCCGUCAAUUCAAGACAUUUUAAACUCUCAACUAGUACAGAAAAAUAUGAAAAUGGGGAGAGAUAUGAAGAUAGCUGCUUCUUCAGAAACAUCCUCUGUAGUAUUACAAAGAAGGGAAGAAAGUUUAAAUCUGAGAGAACGUCGGCUGGAUGAACGGGAGAAGGAGCUGGAAAGACGCGAAAGACUUUUAGAAGAACGUGAACGACUUUCGAAUGAAAAAGUUACUCGCCCUGAACCAAGGUAUUAUACUGGACACAAGAGAACAACCCUGGAUCAAUUUCAAGACAAAGAGAACAUGUUUUUCCACAAAGAAAUUUCUAAGAAUGCUCUCUACGGAGAAGAUCGACACGAACGUGCGCUGCGAUUCCUUGAUCAGAACCACGCCCUUCCCCGUUAUGAGAGCCGGCUAAGGGGUGCUUAUGGAGGACUGAGGUGAUAAUGGUUAGGUUUUGCAAAAAAUUUCUGCAUCAAUGUAAAUUUUUGUUUUGAAAACUUUGAAUUUAUUUUGUUAUUAUUUGAGUUUUGGACAGUUGGUCAUGCAUGCAAAAACGCGAGUUGGAAGGGUUAGUAGUUUAGCUCUUUGCGACAUACAUUUUAGUAUUUAAGCUAACUCUAAUUCUACUAGCAGGUUUCGCUGAAAACUUAUUCUUUCAAUAAAAAUGCAUGCUUAGAGGAGACUACCCCUUUUAUUCUCCAAAAAAUUUAUGUUUCAUUUAUGUACAAAUUUUUAUGUCAAAAUUUUUGGUGUAUAAAGUCAAAUGUCUGCAUAGAAUGAAAAGUCGUAAAGCGCACGAUAAAAGUAUUUGGAAGAGAUGGAAUAAACGUAACAUUUUUUUAACGCUGUUUUUUUUUUCCAUCGAGCAAACAUUUUACACGUGGUGUAAGAAACCCAGCUCUAGGUCGAUUCCCAAAUGUAUAUGUUUUACAUUGUAUGUAUUAUAUUGAAAAAUUUGAUCGUGUUUGGAAUGAAUGUAAAGUAAUAAGUUUUUCAUUUUUUACUUCAUACAAUUUGCGAUGUUUACAAAACGUCCGAAUUUUGCAGAGAACGGAGGUAGUUUUUUCCUGAAAAAAGUUUUUUUCAAUAUUCAUUUUUCGUUCAAGUUUCUCUCUGCAUGCAUGUUUAAAUUAUUACACUGAAAAUGCUGAGAGAAAGAUUUAUUUCUUUAAACUAUCUGUAUCACUCAUUUUUUUUGUACAGUUACGACUGAAAAUUGUAAAUAUAUUUUAUUUCGUUUAUAAGAAAAGAUUUAACUUCAAGUCA